GUUAUUCCGCGGCCGUCCGUUUCAUUUUCGAAACGCCUCUGGAAGCCGAGGGAACGCGAAGUGAGAGAUAGGCGCACGCGAUCCGCUCGUUCGCCCGCCGGAAAUCCAGCCGACCGAGGGCGCACGGCAGCUAGCAUGCUAACUUCCCCCAACUCCCCGGUUCUCUUCACCUGUUAGCUAACGGCCGUAGCUUGUCAGUUAACCUGUCCGGCGUGCCCCCCGAGAGACUGAGCCGCGCUGGACGUGCGAAGGCUAGAACGCUGCCGUUCACGAAGUUGCGCCACCGGUGCCGGAUCAGCCGAGGUAGACCAUGCUAGCUAACGUCAGCCUCCGUGUUUUUUGGUUGUUGUGACGGUUUGGGACCAACGAGUUAUGGUCGGGGCAGCGCUCCGAACGACGCUGCGCAACGCUGACCGCCCAAUCUACAACAAAGGCGGUAGCGGAGCCUGCCCCUGGCGCCCAAUUAAGCUCGACAUUAUCUGUCCAUCGUCAAUGGACACCGUUGCCUUCUCUUCCCUAGCCCUACAAAGCGGCCAGAGUUAGACUGUUAGCACACUUGUAUGGCGACCGAAUUUACCUUUGUUUUAAGACAACCCCCCCCUGCUGUUUCACAGGACACUGUUGGAGUACCCCCCCCCCCAAAAUAGAAGAAAGAGUAAAGUGAAGGACUCUUCUUUUAGUUGCUCUCACCAGCAGUGCUCUGUCUCUCAGCAAGCCUCCUUCCUCUGUGAGACACAAGCCUUCUGAGAUUCCUGACCUGCACUGACACCCAUCAGCCAGGAGAAUGUUACCCCUGCUGAGCCCUUAGUGGUGCCACAAGGAUAAAACUGGAUCCUCAGCAACACCUUCUCAACAACCGAAGCCAUUUCUGUCCUCAGGCAUUGUUCCAAGCAGUCCAGAUAGUUUCUGCUCCCCACAUAAGCGAGCCCAACACACCCCUAUGGCUUCCAAAGCCUUCAAGUCAAUGACUCCAAGUUCAAACCUGGAUGCAAGUGAGAAUAGCCCGUUCUCCUCCUCUGAGUGUGAUCAGCUGGCUAAACCCAAGGUCACCUUACCCAGCAAAGAAAGACACAGAAAAGGGAAUCUGGAAAAAGGCGAAGAGACAGGGGAAUCGCAGGAGUUUGGAAAAACCCAAAGGCAGGAAUCAAACACGGACUGUGCUCUUCAGUGCAAAGGAACUUCUUCAAUUAAAAAGUCUAUUCCAGGGACCGACAAUAGCACAUCACUGAAAAUGCGAAGAGACUCUGCAAAAAGUGACGAUGCCAAGAGACUUUGUUCCCAGAAGAAAAAUUCUGUCCCUCCAUGUAAAUCACACUCUUCUUCUGGCAAAUCACUGGUGUCUAAACCUUUGUUGAUGCAGUCAUCCAACUUGGAAGUUUCACCAAAGCCUACAGAUCACCAUCGAUAUACAGAACUGUCAUCUGGUCAGUUGACAAGUGUGAUAUCAUUGCCCAUACCUACAUCCAACAAAUUAUGCUUAUCAUUGAGACCAAGGUCCAUUUCAGCCAGACAUCGAUCAUUGGGGGUGAAGCCAGCCUUCAGUCAGAGCCCCUCUGUGGCAGUGAAGGAGUUAACAUUGCCUACAGAUGAUAAACAUAGAUGGCCGAAAGUUGGAGAAAACAGCAGCUCAGACUGUAGCAGCAGGACUCCCAUGCUGGCCAUAAAACGAAACUCUGGUCCUCUGAGUGGUCACAGACCAACGCGAAAAAAAAUAGCUUGCCCACGGAGACGUUUGGUAAUAUCGAGGGACAAUGAUGAUCUCUUCACCCCUGAACCUGUGUCUUAUGUGGUGACGUCUAUACACAAUCAAACAAAGUCCGGUACUGAAAGGGAAGUUAACAGUUCUCCUUCCUCGUCCACAACAGGUACACUCAGCACUCCUAAAACCCAGAACUCCAGACUAAGUCUGUCCUCACCUGUGCUUGAUACCAAAAUCUCCUCCUCUUCAUUACCUCUCCCAAAAGUCUUUUUACCCAUUGUACGACUAGAGCGAUUGGAAUUAGAAAAUUACCUUCCUUCUAAAGACAUUGGACUCAAGAACAGCGAGGCUGUGUUCUCAGUUGGACAGAGCAAAGAGGACAUGGUUCAAACCGACAAGUGGCCCACAUUUUCUCUCACCCCCCAAAAUUUAGGAACACAGAAGGACUUUGCUCUCGAGGCAGAAGCCGCUCCCUCCAAAGGCACUACCUUAUCUCAUUGUUCUCCCUCGACACCCCCGGCGAGUCAGGGGGGGGAGAGAGAUGCAAAGCAUGUGGACCCAGAUGACCCCCUGGAUGUGGAGCUAGGCUUAGACCUGACUUUUGAUGUAGAUUUGGAUACAACCCAGAACUCUUGCAGCAGUGAGGAUGAGCAGCUCCUGUCCUUGGAGGAAAUGAUGGGGCGCAUAGCCAAGCCCCCAGUCGCACUAGAAGAAGGAGCCUCCAGUAGUCACUCCAAACCUUGUGUUCCCCAACAGCCAGAGUCCCAUACAACAAAAGUAGGCAUCUACAGGAACAGUCUGGAUCAGAUUCUGAAGGAGAUGAACAGCAGUAAGAGGUCUAAAGAGGUUGAAAUGAAACUGCUAAGUGCCUGUAAAGAGGGUCUUUUGGUAAUAGCUGAGGCAGAGGAGAGCAUCUCAACAGGACAGCAGGAGUUCCUGCAGCGGUACUCGGUGGUGUCCAGUGCCAACAGGGAUGUGCAUCCGGGUGAAGUGGUUUUCAACCUGGAGAAUUUUGGCCGACUCUUUAACCAGCACACGCUGCAGCUCCGACAGUGCAAUGUCAGUCCACUGGAGACUGCACAGAAAACACUUCUUUGGUCCAGUCCUGCUCAGCUAAGGCUGAACAUCAACAUUGGCUUGUUUCAGGAAGCCUACAACUUGUCGUCCCCUUGCCCACCCCAGGUCACCCGUUUCCUCUUCAAGAUGAUGUCAGUCCACACUGAAAGGUUAAUCUCAGAGCAAAUGCUAGAAGCUCUCUUUGACAUUGCCUGUAAAGCUGCAUGCGAGAUAGUGAAAAAUCAAAGUCAGUGUUUUGAAGUGUGGGUCCCCACUGUGGCAGAUGUGGUACUGGUCCUGAUGAAUAUGGGAGUUCCUUUCAUCACGUUGUUCCCUCUUGAAAACCUUCAGCCUCCGUUCACUGAGGGAGACCUGCUGGAAGACAUCCACAUCAGCAGCGAAAGUCCCUCCAGACACGCUGAACUUUGCCAUUUCCCCACACACAACUGUACCAACAUCCUCAAGUACCUGGCCUACUGCACAUCCCUGUGUCCGCAGGCUUACAGUGACUAUGAGCUGCUUCUUCUGCUGACUGUGGUGAGCAAGGUGGGCUUGGAGGUGGAACUUGCUCUUCAGCCCUCCGUGGACUUAAACGUCUUACAGUGGCACGUCAUCAACAACAUCAGGGACUGGGAGAACAUGCUACCCAAAAUCUGUCUGGCCCUCACUGAUCUGACAGAUGACCAUCACAACAUGUGUCAGCUGGUUCACUUGCUGCCUGUAAACAUACGUGGAAAGGAACUGCGGAGACACCUUGGUUUAUGCAUGAUAUCUAAACUCUUGGAUGGAAGUUGCACUUACAGGCCAAAUUGCAAAGAUUUCAAGCUGUCUGACCUUGGGAGAUAUCUGCCCCGUAUGCAACCCUCCACACUCCUCAGAGGGGUCCUGAGCUCCUCCAGAAAGAGCAAUAAAGAACAAGAGGAGGAGGACAUGGUCGUUUUAGAUGAACAGAGCUACUACCUCUGCUACAGCCUUCUGACCUUGGCAAAUGAGGUGUCCAAUUUUUACUUCGAUUCACCUCAUCAGAAGGAGCAACUGCUGUUACUGUGUUCACAACUGGAAAGGUACAUUACAAGUGACAUCAGAGAAAGCGAGAAGCAUCUGUACCGCACCAAGGUGAAGGAUCUAGUUGCCAGGAUCCACACCAAGUGGCAGGUUCUCCUCCAGAGGACCAGGCCCCUCCAUGGUAAGCUGUACGACUACUGGCAGCCGCCACCUGGCGAUAUGAUGACUGACAGGCAGAGAGAUGAGAUGGAGGAAGGUGGUGAUAAUGAUGAUGAUGAAGCUACCGCAGAGUGGCAAGAGGUUGUAACGGGGGAUGAAGAAGGGGAGGAGAGGGAAGGGACAGAAGUAAAUGACAUUGCCAAGGAAGAUGAUGGUGGUGGUGAGAAGGAGAAGAUAGUAGAUGAGGAAGAGCUGGAGGAGGCUUUACUCACUGUACAACACUUAAUGGAGGUUGAGGUGGUGAAGGGUGAACAAGAGUCGGGUAAACUGGAAGUAAAACUGAGAGAAGAGCCUGCAGAGAGGGAAGCUGAGGUAGACAAGGAAACGGCUCAGGCGGUUGCCUGGCUUGAGCAAGAGAAGGAAAUGGAACCAGCAUUUCAGGAGUGGAACUAAAGAGACACCAAAGGUGUGACCCCUGCAAUACCAGGAGUGAACUGGAUCAGACUGAUGUGGAGACUGAGUGACAAAAGAGAGCCUCCUACCUCGGCCAGGCUACCUGUCUUUCAGUGUAAGGAAUGUUCUUUAUCAUCAGGGCUGCCUUUUGUUAUUUUGAAUUUUAUUUAUUUUUCCCCCUUUUUCUCCCCAGUUGUAUCCGGCCAAUUACCCCACUCUUCCGAGGCGCCCCGGUCGCUGCUGCACCCCCUCUGCCGAUCCUGGGAGGGCUGCAGACUACCACAUGCCUCCACCGAUACAUGUGGAAUCGCCAGCCGCUACUUUUCACCCGACAGUGAGGAGUUUCACCAGGGGGACGUAGUGCGUGGGAGGAUCACGCUAUUCCCCCAGUUCCCCCUCCCCCCCGAACAGGCACCCCGACCAACCAGAGGAGGCGCUAGUGCAGCGACCAGGACACAUACCCACACCCGGCUUCCCACCCGCCGACACAGCCAAUUGUGUCUGUAGGGACGCCCUACCAAGCCGGAGGUAAUAUGGGGAUUCGAACCGCCGAUCCCCGUGUUGGUAGGCAACGGAAUAGACCGCUAUCCUACCCGGGUGCCUAGGGCUGCCUUAAGAUUAAGCCUACCUUAAUCAAUCAAUCAAUCUGUGUUUUAUGUAGCGCUUUACAUAAACAUAAAAAAAACAAAAACUGUCUAUCCAUGAGCAGCUUUAAAGAGGAGUUUUGAUUUGAUUUGACCUUUGACACGGGGGCCACCUGUCAACAGCUACAUUAAAGUCUCCUCCUAUUAGCAAGUAAGCGCCUGGAUAUUUAGAUGCUUUUUCAUUUGCACUAUUUGAGACUUGUUGAAUGUUUAGUCCGGGUUUGUGGACUAAAAACAAGGUGGAUUCAGUGAUAACGUUUGUGUAUGUUCUCAGUUAUUGCCGUCCGUUGUGCUGCUUUGUGUUAUGCUCUCGUGAGCUGUGUUGGAUGCAGGUGUUUAAACAAACUCAUUGUGUGUUGCAGUUAAGUUGUAACUGUGACCAUGUUUUAAAGGAGGUCCCUCCUGCUUUUUGUUCUUGUCAGCAGUCUCACCUGCGGACGAUGGAUGCGUUUUGUGCCAUAACUGAUAAUUUGAUUAAAAUGGUUAA
This is a messenger RNA of Lampris incognitus (smalleye Pacific opah), 5503 nucleotides long. It is a transcript of the gene slf2, whose product is annotated as SMC5-SMC6 complex localization factor 2. Lineage: Eukaryota; Metazoa; Chordata; Actinopteri; Lampriformes; Lampridae. The record is from RefSeq and is a predicted model, not a curated record. Bases 941 to 4372 code for a protein of 1143 amino acids. The transcript has 19 exons.